This is a messenger RNA of Sclerotinia trifoliorum, 844 nucleotides long. Lineage: Eukaryota; Fungi; Ascomycota; Leotiomycetes; Helotiales; Sclerotiniaceae. The record is from the annotation of a GenBank genome assembly.
AUUGUGAUAAUAAGCCCACGUUCCUUACCAACCAACAUUCAAUAUUCUAGACAGAAAUGUUUUAAUGCUUAAUGCAUCUCCACCACAAAACGGUUCACUCAUCGGUUGAUGGCCUAGUUAUCGAUGUCAUUAGUAUGGAAGUGUUGAAUAUCCGGAGAACUGUGGUCAAGAAUAAACACAAAGUAAGACCGAGCAGAAGUACGAUGACGAUAUCAACUACGUAGCGUAGAGGGGGAAUUGUCUUUUUUCGGUCUGUUAGGUGGGUCAAAUGUCGGAAAAGAUCGCGGGGAUUUUGGUGGGGUACGUUUACAGCUUCUUUUACAAUUUCUAUACGAGCCGUUGGCCGAAAUACCUAUGAAGUAUGAACAUUGAACAGCAAAACCCUUACGAAGGCCUCCUUUCUCCUGAUCUGACCCGUUCGUCCACCAGUCCUGAUCUUCCUUGACCUUCCUUUAGCCUUCCAUAACCGAGAGACCCGAGUGGUUUGGCUUAGAACGUAAUUUGCUGAUGCAAAUGCUACAUCAUUAGGUAACAAUUACAUUUAUACCAGGAGCUAUUCGUUGUUAUAGUACAAAAUCAAAUUCACAGAAUGUUCAAAUCAUACGAGACAUCAAGAAACCAUGGAAUCAAUUGCAAAGAAUGAGCACCAUUUUGUGAGGGAGUACCGUGUUUUCACGUCAUAAUAAAUUGAAGGGGUAUUGGAAGAAGCUCAUUAUGCUACCUGACAGUUUUGAAGUGUCAACUUCCACCUUCGACCUAUGCUCCCCCGGCGAUUACUUUCACUCGACCUAACGCGCUACUGUCCAGUCGUCCAACCAUACAAGUGUUUAUGAGGAAUUUCUGU